GUACCGCUCGAUUAUACUGGUGUUUACAUUCUUCUGUUACACAAGUUACCAUCUGUCCAGGAAACCUAUCAGCGUGGUCAAGAGUGUUCUUCACCACGACAACUGCAGCACCGAGUCGCACAGCAACACAACGAACACCACCAACGAAUACUGGUGCGACUGGGCCCCGUUCAAUACGCCCAGUUACCUUGACCUGCUGGGAACCCUUGACCUCUGCUAUCUGAUCUCCUACGCCGUGGCCAUGUUUAUCAGCGGCCACAUCUCCGACAGAAUGAACCUGCGCUACUACCUCUCGGCGGGGAUGGUUUUGAGCGGAGUGUUCACCUGUGGCUUUGGCCUCGGCUACUUUUACGAAGUCCACGAGUACUCAUUCUACAUCAUCAUGCAGGUACUGGGAGGAAUCUUCCAAGCCACGGGCUGGCCGGGCGUGGUAGCUUGUGUUGGCAACUGGUUUGGUAAAGGGAAGCGAGGUCUGAUCAUGGGCAUCUGGAAUGCACACACAAGCAUCGGCAACAUCCUGGGCUCUGUCAUCGCUGGGGUUUUCGUGGAGGAUAACUGGGGUCUGUCGUUUGUGGUUCCUGGGGUCAUCAUUGGGGUCAUCGGCAUUCUCGUCUUCUUGUUUCUCGUGCCCGAUCCAGCUGAUGUUGGCUGCACAAUACCCGACCACUCAGACAGUCCAUUACUCUCGAAGGAGACAGGGGAUCACGGAGCAAGACCAAUUUCAAUUUGGCGAGCAUUGUUUAUUCCGGGAGUCAUGGAGUUCUCACUCUGCCUCUUCUUCGCCAAGCUGGUCUCCUACACAUUCUUGUACUGGCUGCCCAAGUAUCUGUCGAAAUCCAUCAGCCCCACAGAGGCGGCUUACGUGUCCACCAUAUUUGACGCAGGAGGAAUUGUGGGUGGUAUACUUGCUGGGUAUCUGUCAGACAAGUUGCAAAUGAGGGCCACAAUCUGUAUCGUCUUUCUUGUGCUGGCUGCUCCAGUGCUAUUUCUGUACAACGAAUACGGAACUGAUAUCCCAUACUGGGCGAACUGCCUGCUGCUUGCCGUGUGUGGUCUCGGGGUGAAUGGACCGUACGCUCUGAUCACGACAGCAGUGAGUGCAGAUCUGGGGACACACAAGACAGUGCGCGACAGCGCUAAAGCCCUGGGCAUAGUCACUGCGAUUAUCGAUGGCACUGGAAGUAUAGGAGCAGCCAUUGGUCCAAUGUUGACUGGUGUCAUCUCUGGCAGUAGUGAUGUCAACGGGUGGAAGUAUGUUUUCUACAUGCUGAUUGCUUCUGAUUUCAUGGCAGCCAUUGUAC
Messenger RNA from Candidula unifasciata, 1301 nucleotides. The record is from the annotation of a GenBank genome assembly. NCBI's taxonomy places the organism in Eukaryota, Metazoa, Mollusca, Gastropoda, Stylommatophora, Geomitridae.